CAUCUUCUGCCCUGCGCCGCGUGUUCAUAACCUGCCGCGCUGCUUCCCGGUUUAUAAGAUUACUCACUCUUCCCUUCUCUUCUUCUUCCUCUUCCUCCUCCUCCUCUCCCUCUUCCUCACCACCGCCCUCAUGCCGGACAUCUACACCUACCCCCACCCCUGGGCCGUCCUCGACUCCCUCACCUCAGACCUCUCCAGUCGCUCCCACCUCCGUCUGCAGUAUGCUCAGCGCAAAGCUGCCCUCGCCGCCCUCGACACCGGCGCCCGACCCACUCCCGCCUCCGCUCCAGCAUCUCCCUCCUCUCCCUCAGAUCAGCCUCUGCCCUCCGUCGAGCAGCUACUGAAAACCCACACCGCCCCUCCCGGCGUCUCCGUCGACUCCUCCUCCCACCCCCACACCUUCAAUCCCCUCGUCGACGUCUACGACUUCCCCAACUGCUACCUCGUCCAGGCCUCCAUCCCCGGCGUGCAAGUCUCUGACAUCCUCGUCGAUUUUGACAACCGCUCCUCCAUCCUCACCAUCGCUGGCGCCGUCCACCGCUCCGCCAUAUCCCCGAGCUUCAACCUCUGCUCGCCACUCGCCACGCGCGCCCGCCUCGUCUCGCAGCGCGAAGUCGGCCGCUUCGAGCGCUCCAUCCGCUUGAUCAAAGACGUCCGUGUCGCUGCAAAUGACGCCAGAGCAAAAUGCAAGGAUGGUGUGCUUGAGAUCAUCGUGCCCAAGAUUCCUGACGACUCUCUUCCGUCGCCUUCUCUGGGCCCCGAUGAUCUCGACGCAGAGUUUUGUGAUGCCGAGACCGAGGAGGCAACCGGUGCAGAGGCGUGAUCUGCUGCAUUAUGUUUUGUAUAUUUAUCUAAAAUCCUGUAUAUAUCUUGUCUGUUUUUGUUUUGAUCUAUUAUUGCGUUGGGGAGUCGGUUUUUGUUCCAUUAUUCCAUCUUGCACGUUUCUUUAGCUACAGCUCGAAUGCAUCUCGCACAGUUCUUUACUCUGCUAUCUUCCUCUCACCUCUUCAUCACCACAUCCACGCGUCCUCACAUCCCAUCCACACUGGAAUGCCCUACUGUAUCAAACUCGACAGAAUCCGCAAAAGACGCGCGUUGGCCCACAAAAUCACGCGCUGACCUCCCAAUCCGUCCAAAAAUAAAUGUCACGUGA
Messenger RNA from Myxozyma melibiosi, 1153 nucleotides. RefSeq lists its product as uncharacterized. Gene Ontology annotation, biological process: response to salt stress; response to heat; protein complex oligomerization. Bases 131 to 823 code for a protein of 230 amino acids. The transcript has a single exon. The record is from RefSeq and is a predicted model, not a curated record. Lineage: Eukaryota; Fungi; Ascomycota; Lipomycetes; Lipomycetales; Lipomycetaceae.